Molecule: messenger RNA, 3480 nt
Organism: Plasmodium falciparum 3D7
Lineage: Eukaryota; Apicomplexa; Aconoidasida; Haemosporida; Plasmodiidae
Source: RefSeq, a predicted model, not a curated record
AUGAAAAUUUAUGAUUCUCUCCAUAAAACCAUAAAUGAUCACCUACACAUUUUGAAUGAUAGAAAAGUAUUGGAUAGGGAAAAAAAAAUGAAUUCCUUAAAUAAUAUUUACGAUAUGAUAUCCAACUUUUUUAAUAGCAGCAAUAAUGAAGAAAAAGAAAAUUUUUGUACAUUUUUCCUUGAAAAUUUAUAUGAUCCAUUAAAUAUUUUGAUAAAUGACGAAUUCGAUGAAUGCAGAAUAUUUGUUCUAAAGAUUUAUUUCUUGAUUGAAAAGAAUUUAAAUAAUUUAUUACUAGAUAAUAUUUUAUUUAAAAAGUUAAAAAAUGAAGACAAUUUUGUAUUUAUAUGUACAAGUCGAUUGAAAGAAGAUGAAAACAAUAAAAUUAUUGAAGAAAAAGAAGAUAUACGAUUAAAAAUUGUUCAAUUUUUAUAUACUAUUCUUAGUAGACAUAAAAACAUGUAUCAACAAUCACCUACAAUUAUAUUAAAUAUUUUUAUAUAUCUUGAGCAUAUUUUAUCAGCUUUAUCAAUUCUCCUUAAAGAUCCAUAUCCAUUACUUAAAAAACAAACGUGCCAAUUAUUGUAUGAAUUGAAUAUACAAAAGGAAACAAAGGAGGAAUAUAACAAAAUUUAUAAAGACAUAUUAACAAAUUUGUUAGGCAGUCUCCACGUCAGAAAAAAUGAUACUCGCGAGGCUAUUAUCAAAUGCUUAAAAAUCAUUACAUGUUUAAAGACCAAUAGGAAUUCUCUCCAUAAUGUAAUAGAAUGUUUUAAAAAAUUGUGCAAAACAAACAUAAGUAAUAAUGUAAUUCUUGAAAUGAUUAACUGUAUCGAGAUGUGGAUUUUAAAUAUUAAAGAUUUAAAUAAUGUGGAAAAGGCCAAACUUAUAUUUAUAAUUUUCCUAUGUAUGAAUUUGAAGAUAGUUCCUUGUACUAUUAAAAGAUGUUAUGAUGUUAUCGAAAAUAUAUGUAAUGAUUUAUAUAAACAAAAUACAAAUAAUAGGGACCAUUUGAAAAAUAACGAACAUAUAUUAUAUACAUUUAAAAAUUGUGGAAAAAAUGAAAAGAAUAAUUAUGAAGAAGAAUAUAAUAAUCUAUUAAAUAUUGAAAAAAUGGAAGAUAUAUACGACAUUUUUUUUAAAAAUAUAAAUUAUAUUUUUACAUUUUCAUUGAAUAAAAUAUCAAACAGUGUUCAUAAUUUUUUUUGUGAAAUAAAAAAAGAAUUAUAUUAUGAAAUCAUAAGUUAUGAAAAAAGUUGUUUGUUUGAUAGUAAUGAAGAACUUUUUGGUAUUAUUACUUUAUUUUUAUUAUUGACACAUAAGAAUAGUUUUUAUUUUAUUAAACAUAUUCUAUCAUUCAUUUAUAAAUCUUAUAUAUCAUUCAAGUAUUUGAACUACCCCUCAACCCCAUUAUUAAUAGAUGAUUUAUUAUUUGUAUUACAUGAAAAUAUAAAAAAUCAACAUGAACAAAAUUAUUCUUAUCAAUAUGAAUCGUUUUUAUAUUUAAGUAAACAAGUCUAUGUAAUUUUAAUAUGUGGAUAUUUAAUGCCUAUCGAAUUAUGUAUUAUGGAAAUAGCUAAAAUGAUAUUUGAUGAAAAUGAUGUUGAAAGGAUACUCACAAAAUUUUAUCUAUUUAAUGAUAAAAACGAAAAUUAUAAAGAAUUCAGUUCAAAUAUAAUAGAGACAAAAAAUUAUUAUAUAGAAGAGAUGAAUGAAAAAUUUGUGCAAGAAAAAAAAAUCAAUAAUAAACAUAAUAACUAUAAUAAUAUUAAUAAUAAUAAUGAAUAUAUUUUUCUUAACAAAAACUUUCAAACAUAUCUACAAAAAUGUUAUAAUGAUCUAAGGAAACAAGCAAAUCAACCCUUUAUUAUAGAAAGACCUUGUAGUGAUAAAGAAAAAAAACACGAAUUUUAUUCAAACGAUUAUUUACUUUUACAUAAUAAAAAUAAUGAUAUAGGUAACAAUACAAAUAUUAUAAUAAAUAAAAUAGAUGAAAGAAAACUAAACUCUAUAUUUUUCCAAUAUAAUAAUGUUGAAGACAAAAAUAUAAAACAAACUGAUGAAAAAAAUAUAAAACAAACUGAUGAAAAAAAUAUAAAACAAACUGAUGAAAAAAAUAUAAAACUAAAUGAUGAAAAAAAUAUAAAACUAAAUGAUGAAAAAAAUAUAAAACUAAAUGAUGAAAAAAAUAUAAAACUAAAUGAUGAAAAAAAUAUAAUUUGUUACCCUUUAAAUGAAUAUGAUAAGAAUACAUCUAUUAUUUAUCAAAAUAAAAAAAUUCUUCUUAUAAUACUUUCUCAAAUAUUAGGUGGCUAUUACGUAAAAAAAUAUUCACAAAAUAAUAAAAAGGAACAUGUAUUCAAUGAAGAAUGUAUAAAUUUUGUUUUUUAUCUAAUACAUGAAAAUAUAAUAUAUGAAAACAAUGAUUCUUAUCCAUACAUAUUAAUCACAUUAAAACAUGUAAUACAUAUAAUUGAAAAGGAAUGUAAAAAAUAUACUAAUAUUUUAUUCCACUUUUUAAUAAUUUUACAAACAAAUCCUAAUUUUUGUUCUCAUUCUCAAAUUAAUAAUUUAAUGGAAGAAAUAGAAAAAUAUGGUGAAACAAAAAAGAUUUAUUUUUAUAAUUAUGAAUAUUAUUAUUUUAUAAAAAAUAUUAACAAUAUAAUUAAUCUAAAUGAUUUCGAUAAUUUUAAAUAUCAUAUUGAUAUAUUAAAUAUACUUUUAUGUAAUAUAAGUAAUGAUAUACUUAAUAAAUACUCAAAAGAACUAAUGAAUUUUUUUUAUUUAAUAAUUAAUAAAGAAUUAAAUUCAUUGAUUAAACUAGAAUUCUUAUUAUUUUUAAAUUUAUUUAUUUCAAGAAAAAAAAAUGUAUCUACUUUUUUUUUUAAAAACGGAAAGGAUAUAUUAAAAAAUAUAUUGUUACCAUUAUGUACUUGGAAAACUGGAUUAAGUGAAGCACAAACAAGAAAAAGCGUCUUAUUUUGUAUAAGAGAAUUAUUUAUUAAUAAUGUAUUACAUGUAGAUAUAUUUAAAAAUAAUAUAUUAAUACAAAAUUUAAUAUGUGUUCUUAAAUCUCAAAUAGAUGAUACAUGGAAUCAUGAAAAUAGAGAAAUAUCUAUAUAUAUAUGUUCAUAUAUUGUAAAAUAUGUAACAAAUAAUAACAUCAUAUUAGAUUUAUUAGAUUAUCUAAUAAAAUUAUUAGAUGAUUCAAAUAUUUCUAUACGUAUAUGUACGACAACAGGUAUACACUCCAUUUUUCAAAAUAAAAACUUGGUAUUAUCUAAAGAAAAGUGUGAACAUAUAUUUCCUCUUCUUUUCUUACAUAUGGAUGAUGAUUACGAAGAUGUUAGUAAAAAUAUUUUUUAUAUACUAAAGAUAGCAAAAGGGAUUGACAAGGACAUAUUCAUUAAGCAUGCCAAGAAUUCAUCAGAAUGUUCACACCACGCAAAGUCAUAUAAAAAUCUUUUGAUGAAUGAAGUUUGA